CACCUUAGCCUGAGCGUCUUCGAACCUCUAGCCUCGACGUUCGUUUGAUUCUCGCGCUCUGUGAGUUGCGCCCAGCAGGACUGGUUUACAUUCCUUUUUUUACAGUCGUUCCUCCGGCGAUAAGACAUGGUGAAGGGUCUUACAGCCGCAAUCUCAGCCGGCUUCAGAACUGUGGUGGUUAUUCUCGCCAUAGUCGGUGCCGGCCUAGGCGGAUGGGCUCUGCACAUAAUCGAUGAUGCGGGGAUCCGAGGCGGCACAAUUCUGGAAAUGUCGCGGCUAGAUGAAGAAAGCGAGAAGAAAUGGCAAGAAUUCCUGUCAUCGAUUGUCGGCAGUAACGCAAGAAUCUGGGUUACACUCACCGCUAAUGUCAUUGUUGUCUUCAUAGGAACGUUUAGUAUCCUAUCCCAGAGGGCCAAGAGACUUACAGUAUCCCAAAGCAUUCUUCUGUCGUUGGAUGUUGGUGCGAAAAUAUCCGCGACAGCCGCACUAGUUGCUUCACUUUCCCUGGUUCUCAUUGUUGCUCCUUUUUGCAAGACGAUUGAGUCGUCCCCUCCCCCAGAACUGACUGCAACCGCGUUGCUAUGCUAUGUUAGCAAAGGUUCCCUUAUUCAAGCUGGCGUUAGCUGGAUUCUCAUAACAACCACAUCUAUGAUCACUCUGGUUGGCAUCUAUCGGCGUUUGCGCGAGAAGAAGAGCUGCUCGUUCGAGCCCACUGCAUCCGCUUUGGGAAUGGGCGGUGGAUAUCAGGCUGUUGCUCCAGCACUUCCAAGGACAACGAUUCCAACCAUAUAUGAUCCCGCGAAGCCACUCCCGGAGACAUAUGCAAAAAUUUCUACUGCACCAAAGCAUACUUCUUCUGUGGCAGCGAGCGCGUCUGGCAAGAGAGACUCGGUGAUUAGCGAAUCAAGCACGGUUGUAGAGGGGGAAAUAUCUGGGCCUUUGAAUCUAGAAAAGCCGGACAUGGUCAAGCAAAUGAGACCUGCGAGGCCUUGGAGCGAUGCACCGAGGAAGGGAUAGAGAGACAGAGGGUUGCACAGUCUCAGAGAGCUGUAAAUUGCAACGGCUUUCUCUGUCUUCAUCUGUCUCGGAGACGAGAGUAAAAGUUGACUUGAUAUCUAACACAGCUGGUAAUGUCGAGUCUAGUUCGUUAUAUAUGCUGUUGAGGGCGGGUGGUGAGGUGUUACGGUCUAAAGAGACUGGG
Westerdykella ornata is the source of this 1201-nucleotide messenger RNA. RefSeq lists its product as uncharacterized. NCBI's taxonomy places the organism in Eukaryota, Fungi, Ascomycota, Dothideomycetes, Pleosporales, Sporormiaceae. The transcript has 4 exons. The record is from RefSeq and is a predicted model, not a curated record. Bases 127 to 1017 code for a protein of 296 amino acids.